Molecule: messenger RNA, 807 nt
Organism: Effrenium voratum
Lineage: Eukaryota; Dinophyceae; Suessiales; Symbiodiniaceae
Source: the annotation of a GenBank genome assembly
CGUUCGUUCUUGAGAUUGCUUUCUGUGGCGCGCUUUGCCGUUGCAAUGUACUCCGACAAGGGCAAGGGCAAGGGCAAGCGCUCAGACUCGGCGUAUUUGGACUACUGCGUGUCUCGUGUGGACCCAGAUGACCAAGGCGCCUUGGAUCCGCGGUUGCUGCCGCUGUCCCGGAUGCUGGCGCAACGGCUGCGCUACAAGGACCCCUUUCUGCGGCGCAUGGGCGUGGCUAUUGAUGAGGAGGGCUGGGCAGACUUGGCGCAGGUGCUGUCCCUGGACGACUUCCUGGGUUUCAACGCCCAGGACGUCCGGCAGGUGGUGAAGGAGAGCUACUCCAAAGACCGCCCACGCUUCGAGACCAAGACGGAAGGUGGCCGACUGUACAUCCGUGCGGCGCACAAGCGACCGGAGCGUGGCUACCGAGGCCGGCGCCCAAGCCCGGGGCCGCCAACCCUGGAGGAUGUGCCUUUCGUGGCGAACCCGAGCGGCAAGAAGAACAAGAUGGGCGGAGGCAGCCCGCAGUACUUCGACAUCGGCAAAGAGGAGGAAGCGGCGAAGAAUUUCUCCAGCCUCGGGGUGGAGUGGUCCAGGCUGGAGCUCAAGGAGGGCCUCUUCGGGUGGUGGGCCUUGCGCGAGGGCACGGAGGAAGGCUUCGCGGAGCUGGCGCCGGACCCGUGGAUGUUUAUCGGCGCAGGGGAGGUGGAGGAGCUGGAGCACCCGUGCUGGUACAACACAGAGUCCACGGAGUACUUCUUCGUGAGCCCGGAGGACCUGCCACAAGAGCUCACCUAGCCGGCGCCAGUGCGUCAA